AUGCACAAACAAAAAAAACCAAAUAGACGAGAGGAAGCGCAUCGUUCAAGCUUUAAAUAUAUACUGACAGCCAUGCUGCUGAUGAGUCCGUCUUUAUUGUGCACUAGGGCGCUGAUUGGACGAAUACGGAAUGUCAAAAAAGGAAACAAAGAAUCUUAUAAAAAGCUUGUUGUUUCAAGCCGGCCAAUACCCGACAUAGAACAAUUACUUCAAGAAGAGUAUGAAGAUGAAGAUGUUAAUGUUAAAAUCGUCGAACUUUCAACAGAUACACUUCAAAAGAAAGACAUUGUUAUAGGCGAGAAUAGACCUAAAGAAAUUGUAGAGAAAAAACAGAAUAAAACUAAGGUAAAAAAUAACAUGGAUAUUAUUCCUGGCAUGGAUACACAAGAAGAAGAUGAUGAAGCAGGUGAAGAUGAUAACAAUGAUGGUGAUGACCAGUUAAAAUCUAAAAAGGAGGUAAAGAAAAUAUUAAAAAGACAAGCGACAAAGAAAUUACAGAAAAGCAAAGUAUUCCAAAUGAAAUCCAAACUAGACAGGAUACAGAAUAAGAAGUCACAGAAGAAAAAGGCAAAGACUGAACAAAGGAAAGAGAAAUCAAAAAAGAAAAAUCACAGGAAGAAGCAUUGA
Molecule: messenger RNA, 627 nt
Organism: Danaus chrysippus (African queen)
Lineage: Eukaryota; Metazoa; Arthropoda; Insecta; Lepidoptera; Nymphalidae
Source: the annotation of a GenBank genome assembly